GACGAGGUGAAAACCAAGUGGAGUGUGUCGGAUUUCAUCCGAGCGUUCAUCAAGUUUCACGGCCACGUCUACCUGAGUAAGAGUCUGGACAAGCUGGACCCUCUGAGGGAGAAACUGGAGGAGCAGUUCCAGAGGCUGAUUCUGCAGAAAGCCUUCAGCUCGCAGCAGCUGGUCCACAUCACUGUCAUCAACCUGUUCGAGCUCCACCACCUGAGGGAGCUGACAGCCGACGGAGGAGAGCCGAACUUCAGCUGCGAGCAACAGAUCAGCUGGUUCCAGCUGUUGGGCCUCUUCAUGUCCUUCCUGGGCGUGAUGUGCAGCAGAGUUUUGCUUAACAAGAACCGGGGCGAGGACGUGAUGGGGGAGUGUCCUCUGCCGGCCAUCAAGCUGUCUCUGGACUGGAUCAGACUGAGACCCAGCGUCUUCCAGGAGCCCGCUGUGGACAAGAGGAAGUACGUGUGGGCGUGGCUGGUGUCCAUUCUGAACAGCUUCCAGCCCAAAGAGGACAACGUGUCCUGCUCCUCAGGGACGCCGCUCCCAGAAGAGUUCGAGCUCCAGGGUUUUUUGGCUCUGCGACCCGCUCUGAGGUGUCUGGACUUCACUAAAGGCCAUCAGGGGAUCCUGGUGGACCGGGACGGGCUGCCGGUCCAUGCCCGGCAUCAGAGGCUCGUCGGUCUGGGGAAAUGGGUGGCCGACACCCAGCCGAGGCUGAUCCGGUGCCAGGUCAGCGAGGACGGCCUCCUCAUCUUCAUCACGGACAUCCCAGAGGAGGCCAUCGAAGAGCCGCAGGACAAGGAGGCACCGGUCCUGCAGGAGUCCUCCAAUGGGGAGCAGACCCAGAGUGACUGCGGCAGCUCGGGCCUGAAGUCGGUUCUGUCCGCAGGGAAGAGCCCGAGCUCGUGGUCCGACUGCAGCGAGCGGCCCGUCGUCACCUUCAAGGAGAACAUCAAGCCCAGAGACAGCCGCGAGCCCGCCCGGAACCACCUGCCGAAGGAUGCAAGCAAGGAGCGCAGGGACGUCCUGAAAGCAUCCGGACCUGCCGGCGCCGGGAAAGGAGAGCUGAAGAAAGACGGGAAGAGGAAGACUGAGAUGAAGAAGAGCGGUCCGGAGAAAACCCUGGACCCUGGAAAACAGGUGAAUGUCCAGACGGAGCUGAGGAAGACUCCAGUCUCUGAGGUGAAGAAGACUCCAGGGACUCAGACCACCGGCUCGUCCCAGUUCAUCCCCAUCCACCACCCCGGAGCCUUCCCUCCCCUGCCCAGCAGACCCGGUUUCCCUCCUUCAGCCUAUGUGAUCCAGUCCCCGGUGGCCUUCCCAGGUCUUCAGGUGAAUCCAGGGUUCACCUUCUCCACAGGGGUCGCCGUUCCCGGACCUUUCCUGCAGGCGGGGGCCCAGGUCCAAGGCGGGAAGCAGUCUCAUAUUCCCUACAGUCAGCAGAGACCUUCUGGACCAGGAUCCUCGGGCCCGGGGCUCAUGAACCAGGUGCCCUCCCAAGCCCAGCAGCAGCCAGGUCAGCUUCAGGUCCAGGUCCAACAGUCACCCACAAAACCGGUCCAGCCGGUCGGGAUGGGAAAGAGUCCUCCUCACCACCCGGGUCUGCAGCAGCAGUUCAUGCAGGUCCAGGAUCAGCCGGCUCAGAUGUGGACCCAGGCCCAGGCGGCCCUGCAGAAGAUGUCCCCCCUGCAGAUGUCCAUGAAGCAGCCCCAGCAGCAGUUCUACAUGGGGACCCAGGACCCCCUGAAGCUGUACGAACAGCAGCUGCAGCCUCCGGUCUCCAGUAUGGACAAGAAGAUGAAGUUCCCCGACGUCAAGGUGCCAGACUUCUACUGGGACUCCUACGUGAUGGGGGACAGUCUGGCCCUGAUGGCUGAGAGGAUGAAGAGGCCCCUGCAGGGUGGGGUCUGUGCCGAGCAGGAGAGCCCCGUGGGGCCCCGUGGACCCACGUUUGAGCUGCCAAACCAGACGAGGAUGGAGAGCGGCUCCGAGGGCGUCGGCCCAUCGUCUUCUCUGCUGCCGAUGACCGGGUUCCCCAUGCAGGAGUACAACCAGAACAGCAUCUUCAGUCAGGCUUACGGGAAGAACCUGCCCCCCAGCUCCAAACCUGACGCUCCCAUGAUGCAGCAGGAGCCGUCCCUCUACUCCCUGUUCGAGGGGACUCCGUGGUCCCCCUCCCUCCCCGCCAGCUCAGACCACUCCACCCCAGCCAGCCAGUCCCCCCACUCCUCCAACCCCAGCAGCCUGCCCUCGUCCCCGCCCACGCACAACCAUGGAACCAUGCCCUUCUCAAACUUUGGACCCAUUGGGACUCCGGACAGCCGGGACCGUAGGGUGGUGGACCGCUGGAAGGCUGAGAAGCCCGGAACCUUCGGUUUGGACUUCCUGCAGGCCGCAGCCUCGUCCUCACCGUCUGACACCAGCUGGCACCAGGCCAGCUCCACAGAUAGCUCCUGGACCAAUCAGGAGUCUCCGAUGGAUGAGUCGUCCUCCACCGUGCUGCUGGACAGCCUGAAGUCCAUCUGGUCCCGGUCCAUGAUGCAGCCGGGCCCAUCGGCGCUGGAGCAGCUCCUCCUGCAGCAGAAGCAGAAGCAGCAGCGAGGUCACGGCACCAUGAACCCGCCUCACUGAAGCUCGGCCUGACGCGGCGCUUUGAGUCGAACCGGAGGUAAAAAAAACCCCCAGAACAUCCAGAAGUUUGACCAGCUCCAAUAAAACACCAACGGUGGAUACUGGGGGGGCGACGGGACCCCCGACGAGGCUGAACCACCACCCACACCCCCCUCGGCUGUUCGAGGAGCGGGGGCGCCACUCCUGGAUCGGAGGAGGCGGGAUCUCUUGAACCGCGGGGCCGUGCUGGUGCCGGCUUCCCUUCAACCGGCGGAAACCUGAACUUUGAGGACCCCCCCUGGUUUUUGACAGACGCCUCAUCAGAAAAUCUUCAUCUAUGAAAAAAAACGGACC
Nematolebias whitei (Rio pearlfish) is the source of this 2958-nucleotide messenger RNA. RefSeq names its product SMG7 nonsense mediated mRNA decay factor (gene smg7). The record is from RefSeq and is a predicted model, not a curated record. The transcript has 15 exons. Bases 295 to 2625 code for a protein of 776 amino acids. Gene Ontology annotation, cellular component: telomerase holoenzyme complex. Gene Ontology annotation, biological process: nuclear-transcribed mRNA catabolic process, nonsense-mediated decay. Gene Ontology annotation, molecular function: protein binding; telomeric repeat DNA binding; telomerase RNA binding. Lineage: Eukaryota; Metazoa; Chordata; Actinopteri; Cyprinodontiformes; Rivulidae.